This is a messenger RNA of Mauremys reevesii (Reeves's turtle), 2020 nucleotides long. RefSeq names its product clarin 2 (gene CLRN2). The record is from RefSeq and is a predicted model, not a curated record. The transcript has 5 exons. The coding region runs from base 542 to 1141 and encodes 199 amino acids. Lineage: Eukaryota; Metazoa; Chordata; Testudines; Geoemydidae.
GCUCAAUUUAAACACUAUUUUGAAGAUUGGAAGAGGUGCAGAGGCCUUGUAUUAGCUGCCUAAGGUGAAAGGGAGAAGUGGAAUUUCAUCCAGAGAAUGCAAAGCAUUCUUCAGGGCCCAUACUCUAUCCUCAUGCUCUGCACAACCCAGAAGCCAUUUUGAAUGGUCAUGCAAUCUGACGCAAUGCAUUCUGGGGCACACUAAACCCCAGAAUGUCAUUACCAGAUAGUAUGAGAAUUCCUGUGAGGAUUCUCAAGAGGAAGGCACUGUAACCAGCUCUCACAAUACUUGGUGUUUUUCUUAAAGCCCUGGCUCCUGAAGAUGUCAAGUUGGCAGUGACCUUUUAAAUAAGGCAACUCAAACAGCUGUCUAGGCCUCCUCUGCCUAAAACCAUCCCUGAAUGGAAGAUCUAACUAAAGCUCUCCAAACGGCAAGGAAAUCAUGAGUCAAAACAGACACGCUGUAAGAACAACGGUGGGAAGUACACAGCUUCAGCCUCGUUUCCAAGUGCCCUGGUUUCCACCAGGGCCGACUAAAGUGGAUGACUGGCAAAAUCCUUUGUAAAACCGGAGCUGAUUUGGUCAAUGCCACAGAUCCAGAGCUAGUCAAGUUCAUUGGAGAUAUUUACUACGGACUCUUUCGGGGGGGCAAAAUACGACAGUGUGGUUUAGGUGGGCGGCGUUCCAAAUUCACAAUUUUCCCUCAUCUGGUGAAAAAGCUGAAUGCAGGCCUUCAUGUGAUGAUUUUAAUCUUCCUUUGUGCGGCCAUUUCCUUUGCUCUGGUCAGUUUUGGAUUCUGCAUUCUCAAUGCAAUAAAAGUUCCAUACCGAGCUAUUAAAGGUCCAGCAGGUAUUUGCCUAUGGAAUUUACUUGCAGGAGGCUUUACAGCACUGGCAGUCGCUAGCUUUAUAGCUGCUGUUAAACUUCAUCGCCUAACAGAAAGAAUUGCCAAUUUCCAGGAAAAUGUCUUUCAGUUUGUAAUUUUGGAAGAACAGUAUGAAAGCUCCAUUUGGCUUUGUGUGGCUAGUGCUACAUCUCAUGUAGUAAAUUUGUUGCUAAUAGCCAUAAGUGGGGUUCGUUUCCCUGAAUUCAAGACUAAAACAGAAGAGGCGACUGUUACAGCAGAAGAUAUCAUGUACUGAUAACCUUCACCUACAUAAAACUAGUUCUACAAAGUGAACUCUCAUGAUAAGAACAGCUCCUUGGUUCUCCAAUUUUUUAACUGGAUGGAGAUUGUUGCUGUCAUGGAAAGUAAAACUGCCACUUGCAGAAAUAUACAGUAUUUUUUAGGCCAGUUGUCAGUACCAGCAAUUAAUAUUCACUGCAUGGAAGACAAACUAUAGAAACCUAAUGAUUGAAAAACUAACUAAUAUGAACAACAAUAAAGUUAUUUUCUAUAAUAUUUUUCAUCUUAAAUAUUUUACAUAUUUGAGUUAAAGUAUGUUUUCACCAAAACCAAAAAGUGAACUAUAGGGUAAGGAAGAGAAUACAUAAAUCGCAAUACUUCGGCCUUUAAUUUACUAGAAUGUAUUUUUAUUUCAAAGCAGGAAGAACAGACACAGGAUUUAAGGUUUUAUCCAGAGUUGCAAGCUAUUUCCUCAGAAUUCUCUAGAAAAUCUGUGAGGGCCAAGUACACCUUGUUUAUUGAUAUGCUACAGAACUGGAAAAGUAAACUCCAUUACCUGGAAGACUGAAAUGUAAGGGAAAGCACCAAGAACUUGUGGAAAGAUUUAGAAACUUAGAAACAAAUAUCAAAAGCUAGACUCUAGAGGAGUGGAAAGAAAAAGAAUAUGGAAUAUUAUAAGAAGAAUAUUCUUAGGGAAGAAUAAUAGCAUCUAAGAAAAGUGAAGAGCUGGAAAGUGAAGAGCUCUCUAGCCAAUGAUGGGCAAAAUGUUUGUACACAGACUCUAAAUAAUAUUAGGAUUGUUAUGAUAACUUGAAGAUUCAUAUUCUGACAGACUUAUGGUCCUCGGGCCUCUGCCAAUUCUUGUUUUUAUCUGAAAUUAAGUACAAAAUGUUGU